This is a messenger RNA of Loxodonta africana (African savanna elephant), 832 nucleotides long. RefSeq names its product potassium voltage-gated channel interacting protein 3 (gene KCNIP3). Gene Ontology annotation, biological process: negative regulation of transcription by RNA polymerase II; regulation of potassium ion transmembrane transport. The coding region runs from base 83 to 832 and encodes 249 amino acids. Gene Ontology annotation, molecular function: DNA-binding transcription repressor activity, RNA polymerase II-specific; calcium ion binding; RNA polymerase II cis-regulatory region sequence-specific DNA binding. The record is from RefSeq and is a predicted model, not a curated record. The transcript is spliced from 8 exons. NCBI's taxonomy places the organism in Eukaryota, Metazoa, Chordata, Mammalia, Proboscidea, Elephantidae. Gene Ontology annotation, cellular component: voltage-gated potassium channel complex; nucleus.
UCAGUGCUGGCCAGGGGGCGAUCUGGACGUCCCCUCUGUGAGCCAUGGCUCAGGGCUGCUCUCCCUUUCCCCGCAGGAGGCGAUGAAGGCGUCGGACGGCAGCCUCCUGGGGGAUCCCGGGCACACGCCUCUGAACAAGAAGGAGGGCGUCAAGUGGCAGAGGCCGCGGCUCACCCGCAAGGCCCUGAUGAGGUGCUGUCUGGUCAAGUGGAUCCUAUCCAGUGCUGCCCCGCAGGGCUCAGACAGCAGCGACAGUGAGCUGGAGCUGUCUACGGUACGCCACCAGCCAGAGGGCCUGGACCAGCUGCAGGCACAGACCAAGUUCACGAAGAAGGAGCUGCAGUCCCUCUACAGGGGCUUCAAGAACGAGUGUCCCACGGGCCUGGUGGAUGAAGACACCUUCAAACUCAUUUACUCACAGUUCUUUCCUCAGGGAGAUGCCACCAUGUACGCACACUUCCUCUUCAACGCCUUCGAUGCCGACGGGAACGGGGCCAUCCACUUUGAGGACUUCGUGGUGGGCCUCUCCAUCCUGCUGCGGGGGACAGUCCACGAGAAGCUUAAGUGGGCCUUCAAUCUGUACGACAUUAAUAAGGAUGGAUACAUCACCAAAGAGGAGAUGCUGGCCAUCAUGAAGUCCAUCUACGACAUGAUGGGCCGUCACACCUACCCCAUCCUGCGGGAGGACGCGCCUCUGGCACACGUGGAGCGGUUCUUCCAGAAAAUGGACCGGAAUCAGGACGGCGUGGUGACCAUUGACGAGUUCCUGGAGACCUGUCAGAAGGACGAGAAUAUCAUGCGGUCCAUGCAGCUGUUUGAGAACGUCAUCUAG